UGUUAGCAGCCGACAAACAAAUUGACAAGGAUCGUUUGUAAACUCUGCUGGCGAAUGAAAGCCAUUCUAAAAUAACUGUCUCAAAGGGAAAAUACAGAGCAAGAUGAGGUUCGAAACUACUUUACAGAAAGAGCCAAAACACUCAGAACUGGUCAGCGGUGUGGGAUGGACAUCCCCUGAUGAACUCUACACAGCAGCUGACGAUUUCAAAAUCUUGAAAUGGAACCUUUUGACCAGUGAGACAACAACCCUGAUGAAACUGCCCCCUGAGGUAUUCCCCACCAGUAUACAGUGGAGUCCUAAAGGUUCAGGGGGCAGUAAGAAAGGGACAUCUGAUGUCUUCAUCUUAACAUCAGCUGAUGGUAGUUUUCACCUGAUCAGUAAGGGAGGUCGCCUGGAGAAGAAGGUUGAAGCGCACAAGGGGGCAGUACUCUGUGGGAAGUGGAGUCAUGAUGGUAGUGAUAUUGUCACAGCUGGGGAGGAUGGCCAGGUGAAAAUCUGGUCAAGAAGUGGAAUGCUAAGGAACACACUGGCACAGAAUAGUAUGCCAGUGUAUGCUGUGUCCUGGGGACCUAACUCAGAUCAGGUACUGUUCACGAAUGGAAGACAGUUGGUGAUCAAACCUCUGCAGGCCAACUCCAAACCCACUGUGUGGAAAGCCCAUGAAGGUGUGAUUCUGAACAUAGACUGGAACCCAGGUAACAACUUGAUACUGUCUGGAGCAGAGGAUUGUAGGUACAAGGUCUGGGACACAUAUGGUCGUGUGUUGUACACUAGCUCAGCCCAUGAGUACCCCAUAACAUCCGUGGCCUGGACGCCAGAUGGGGAACUGUUUGCCAUUGGCUCCUUCAACACACUCAGGCUGUGUGACAAGGCAGGGUGGUCCUAUGCAUUAGAGAAACCAACGACCGGCAGUAUAUUUGCCCUGGCCUGGUCUAGUGAUGGUACACAAGUGGGCGGGGCUUGUGGUAACGGACAGGUCAUCAUUGCCAAUAUUGUAGAGAGGCGUCUGGAGUGGAAAAACUUUGAGGUGACUCUGGCGGGAAACAAGAGGAUCCUGGCCCGGAAUGUCAUGAAUAAUGCUGAGGAGAAGCUGGACUUCAGGGAUCGUGUCAUCAAGACCUCCCUGUCAUUUGGACACCUGAUAGUAGCCACGUCAGCCCAGUGCUAUGUCUACUCAGUUCGUAACUGGAACACACCCAUGAUCUUUGACCUGAGAGAAGGAAAUGUCACACUGAUUCUGCAAGCAGAGAAACACUUCCUGAUGGUGGACGGUGCAGGCGUUUAUGUAUACACAUAUGAUGGCCGUCUGGUGUCCACCCCUAAAUAUCCAACCCUCCGUGCCAACACGCUCAACGCUCAGACUAUCUCUCUCAGCAAUGACACUGUGGCCAUCAGGGAUAAAACUGAUGAGAAAGUGAUAUACCUAUUUGAGGCAUUGACUGGGAAAGCUGUAGGAGACGGGAAGAUUACGCAUAAGUUAGAGGUGAUGGAGAUAGCUCUGGACCAGUGUGGCACCUCCAACGAGAGACGACUUGUGAUCGUGGACAAGAACAGAGACCUGUACAUCACCUCUGUCAGGGUAUUCGGCACGGACAGGAAAAUCAUCAAACUAGGUACGAUGGUGCAUUCCUUGAGCUGGAAUGACAGCACAAACAUGCUCUCAGCCCUGACAGAUAACAAGUUUACUGUUUGGUAUUAUCCUAAUGCUGUCUACGUCGACAAAGACAUUCUGCCAAAGACACUGUUUGUCAAAGAUGCAAGUGAAUUUGGGAAGAAUCCCCAGCUUGUGAACUUCGUAGGUAAUCACUUGAUCAUUCGUCGUGCAGAGGGUUCACUUGUCAGCACAUUAGUCUCCCCUUACCCAGCCAUCCUCCAUGACUAUGUGUCCUCAGCCCGCUGGAGCGAUGCUGUCAGACUGUGUCGCUUUGUCAAGGAUGAUGUGUUGUGGGCGUGCCUGGCUGCCAUGGCUUCAUAUGCUAAAGACCUGGCCACAGCAGAGGUUGCUUAUGCUGCUAUAUGUGAGGCCAGCAAAGUGCAGUAUAUCAUCAAUAUCAAGGAAAUACCUGUGAAGGAGGCUAGGAAUGCAGAGAUGGCUCUGCUGUGUGGGAACCCUCUGGAUGCUGAGGCUAUCCUUUUACAGGCUGGGCUGGUGUUUAGGGCAAUUCUACUGAAUGUACAACUGUACAACUGGGACAGAGCACUCGAGCUGGCGGUCAAACACAAAACACAUGUGGACACUGUGCUUGGCUUUAGAGCACGCUACCUGGAGAACUUUGACAAGAGAGAGACCAAUAAGAGGUUCCUGCAAUACAGUGAAGGGGUGGAGGUAGACUGGGAGAAGGUCAAUGCAAAGAUAGAGAUGGAAUAUCAAAAAGAACGUGAGAGGCCUGUGGCACAUGGUUCGUCAGAGUCGGGAAGAGCCAGUAAGAUGCGAUGACCUGUGUUGGGGUGAAGUCAGGACAUGGACAUCAUUGUGAAUACAAGCCCACAGAAACCUAAACUUGUAUUGUGUUUAGUUUGACGUUUAUUAGGGUUGAGCUAUAAACUUACGCUGGCUCACAAUAAACCUAAACUGUUAAUAUGCUUUAAAGCGUAAAAUAUUCAUAGGUAGAAUCUCAAGGAAUUAAUGUCCUUACAUUUUCUGGAUCUGAUACAAUGUAGUCUGUGAUGUACACACAGGGUAAAAUCGAGAGACUUCAGAUUUUCAGAUAAAUUAUUAAUCAGCAAAUUUGUAAUAUAUUAUGUAAACCUGAAGUUCCUUUUCUUCCCCUGAAAAAUAACACGGGCCCUGUCCAAAUGUGACCAUUUGGCCUCAAGCUCCCCAUAGGGGAGGAAGUAUUAUCUGGCUCUGGGCUUGAAUUUGUUAUUGAAAAUCAGUUUUUACAUAUAAAGUGUUUUAUUUAUGAAACAAAACAAAAGGUGUUGGAACCUACCAGACGUAUGUCUGAAAUUCCUUGGCUGUGAUAGGCUUGAUUUUUCUUAACCAAUAAAUGAAGCAUGCAGGAAAGGUGCCUAUCACUCGUGGGUGAGCCUGCAUUCAUAUUCUUCAAAAUCCAUUAGAUUUCAGCUAACAACUAUAUGUAGAGAGAAUAUUCAGUGUUUUUUUACCAUUGCCCAGGAGUGUCCUGUUCCAUGCCUUUACCCUAUGUUUAAGUCAGGUAAGUUAGCUGACUCAAGCAGGCCAAGGCCUAUUCCACAUAGCAAGACUGAAGUUAAAACAUCAGUGUAAAUUUAUGACACUCAAGUAAGUGCUAUGUUACGAGGAACCAAUAUUAGUUUGAACUAUUGAGUAUGAAAUUAUAGCAAAGUUUUUCAAUUGUAACUCAGUUUCAGUUAUAAAAUUAGCUUUGUGUAAUUUGAUCCCAGAUCUGAUCCAAUGCAGAUAUUCAAACGCAUUAUUUAUAGGAAACAACCAAUAUUAGGGAUCUGAAAGAUAUUCAGAAUCACUGCUGAUUUAAUUCAGUGCAGAAUCAAGUAGGCAAAGCUCAGUCUAAAUUUAGAUUUUAGUUUCUGUAGAUUUUAUAUUCAUUGUGUACAGUUUGUGACCUUAGUUUGAUAGACACUUAAACCCAGGAUCUGUUAUCUUUGUUGCCAGCCAAUGAGGCUUGGCUCUGUAUCCCUUAGAAAUCCACAUCGUGUACUGGGGGAGUUUUGGGAUGAAACUCUUUUGUUGCUAAAGGUCAAAAGUUCACAGAUGUUCCGUUCCUCAGUUGUCUUCAUCUACUCUACCUUUUUAGGAAACUUUCUUUUCUAAUGCCCAUAUUAUAAUUAUUGUAAUCAAAAGGAGUUGCCUGACAAUUCUGGCAGGUUGCAUUGUGCCGAAGGAGUUUUGAGGGCGAUACUUUAAAAAUAGUUCAGGCUCGGAAUUCCCCUAUUGAGGUUCAUUCAGGUAUUAGGAUGACAAUUUAAUGGUAAUUUAGAGAUUUUUGAUUAUCUUGUUCCGGGUCUUGUUCUGCUACAGUGUAGACUGAAUAGGUCACAUACUACCCAUCCAUUGGGUUCCAUUUUUUAUCCGACUGAAAAUGAUAAACGAAGAUCGUGGCAUGAACCACCAGAAAAAUAUACUUUCAUAGUUAAUAUGAACAUAAGUCUAAGGUGUUGCCCUGAUUUAAGUUGUAGGUAAAUAUUUUGUUGUACAUUGUUCUGUUGUAUGUGUAAGAGGAGAAAAGAAGUUGGAUGAUCGUUCAUAUGCAGUCACCCGAUCUCAUCAAGAGCUAUUUGUUGCGUAUUAGAUACCGAUUUCAUUGUACUGGUAUGCCCAUUUGUUGUUGUGGUUGUAGAAGGCCUACAUUCUUUGAGAUACGCUGACCAUUGAAGCUGCAACGAAAGAUAAAAAUAUCUGUUCACAUUUGUGAUGAAAAUCUUAGUACCAUCAUAUAACACCAGUACAUUUAAAACACUUUCUCUGGCAGCUGUUUUUGUUUUACCACUCUUCCAUGUUUUUCUUCUUGAUAAAUUAGCUGAACCAUUUCUGCUUGUAAAGUAUUGGUUACACCAUGUUUUUAGCUCGCUUGUGCAAAGUACAGGCAUAGCUUAUGUCAUAUUGGGAUGGUCUAUCGUUAAUUCACUGUGAGCAUAUUAAAUGCCAUAAAUUACAAAAUUUCCAAAUUGGUAUAUUGUGUAUUAGAAUCCUUGUUAAAGGAAAUGUUAGAGGGUGGUAUUUCAAAAAGUACUGCAUGUAUUGAACUGAGGUUUUGCAUACAUGUAUAGUACAGUGACACAGAUGGGGAUGUUCCAUUGCUGAAGCACUGUGUGCAUAUUAAGUACCAAAUUUUAAAAUUCAGUACUUCAUUUAUUGAACUGAAGUUUUGCAUACAUUGUGUCUUCUACAGGCGGGCUCUUUGGUAGCUUUGCUACUAAACUGAAGUGUCAUAGUGCACACGUACAACUCAUGAACAGCUUCCCAUUUGCUUGGUCUGUAGUGGCAUGCGAGUUACUGCUUUAGCUGAAGCUUCUGUACAUAGGUGUAUAAUGUUAGAGUGAUCGACUCGCAGAAAUAUAAUGUUAUAUUGUACAUACAUCCAUCACCAGUGAGGUCGCUGUGAGUUCAAGUCCAGCUCAUGCUGGCUUCCUCUCAGACCGUACGUGGGAAGGGCUUGCAGCAACCUGCGGAGGGUUGUGGGUUUCCCCCGGGCUGUGCUGGUUUUCUCUCACCAUAAUGCUGGCCGCUGUCGUAUAAGUGAAAUAUUCUUGAUUACGGCGUAAAACACCAAUCAGAUAAAUAAAUAAAU
Liolophura sinensis is the source of this 5234-nucleotide messenger RNA. Its product is annotated as intraflagellar transport protein 80 homolog. Gene Ontology annotation, cellular component: cilium; intraciliary transport particle B. Gene Ontology annotation, biological process: cilium assembly. Gene Ontology annotation, molecular function: protein binding. NCBI's taxonomy places the organism in Eukaryota, Metazoa, Mollusca, Polyplacophora, Chitonida, Chitonidae. The coding region runs from base 104 to 2440 and encodes 778 amino acids. The record is from RefSeq and is a predicted model, not a curated record. The transcript is spliced from 19 exons.